ACCUCUCAUUCCUAGUUAGCACAGUAAAGCCAAUGAAACCCAUAUGAACCGAUUGACCACUUCCGGUGGACGAUUAUCGCAUCCACAAUUGAUUGCCCAUUAACUAUGCAUACAACUAAAUCACUAUCAAUCAGUGGCAGCUUGGAACCACGUGACCCAUAUUACCGAUGGCCAUCACCAGCCGCUGGCAACACUUUUCCUUGGGCAGUGCACCAGAAUGGAGCUGUCGCACUAUCGGAGCCUUCCCUCGGAGCUCCAAAUAAUGCCCUUUCAGCUUCGGUGUAUGGAACUGAUUGGGCUCGCUGGACCCAAAGGAAGGUUCUACCGAUUUGUGCUGGCGUUCGGUUGGGGCACUUUUGUGAUUCUGUUGCCAAAAUCGGUUCUCGGCAUCGGAAGUCCCCGGUUGGACGCCAUCAUCAAGGGAUUCGCCGAGCUGCUGUUCGAGGGAAACCUGUUCAUAGCGGUCGCUUCGCUGAUUCCGAAACUUCCACUGCUGAAACGGUUGCUGCACGUGCUGAGCGAGAUAUUUACGCAAGUUACUCACGAUGCGCGCUCGAAGGACCAAUGCUACGAGCUGAUAUGCGAGCAAAAUUCCAAAAUAGACAAGUUUUGCAAGUUUUACUUCGUUUACUGCUGCUUCGGACCGUUCGUUUUCUGCAUACCGGCAAUGGUAACGAGCUAUGUGCGUUACUUUGGAAGUGCUGGAAACGGCACCGACAGCAAUGAAACCGAACAGUUACUGUUCGAGCUUCCCAUGGAACAAGAAUUCUACGGGCUGCAAAUUCGCACCAAUUUCGCACAUUACCACCUCUUUCUGGCGGCCUCCCUCUCGGCGUACUGCGUCUGCUCGUACAUGUCGGUGAUCAAGGUUUUGACGCUGCUCAUCAUGAUCAAAUACAGCUCAUUAGCCUACCGGUUGGUGGCGAUUCGAGUUCGAAAAUUGGCAGAACUUCCCGUGUCCGGGCCGAAACAGAACUUGGAGGAGGUGAUGGAUGGCGGCGACGAGCUGAAAAUGUCCAUGGUGAAGGAAGUCGUCGAUCUGCACAAAAAAGCUUUGGAAGUAACCGAUCUGGUGGAGGAGAUAAUCAACAUUCCGAUCGCUAUGCAGUUCAUUGCUUGCAUCUUGUUCUGGUGUAUGACAAUGUUCUACGUUUCCACGAACAUCAACUUCAACUUGUUUAACGUGAUGGUGUUAUUCUGUCUGUCUCUGAUCGAAACGUACGGCUAUUCGUAUUUAGGGACGGAGUUGACCGAAGAAGCCAAAACAGUAGGUCAAGUAAUCUACGAACUUCCCUGGUAUGAGGACAGCGCCCAAUUACAGCGAUACUAUCGGUUGAUGAUCCAGCGAACUCAGCAGAACACUGGAGUUACCGCGGCCAAAUUCUUUAUCGUAGGAAUCGAGAAGUUUGAGAAAGUUGUCAACCUGUCGUAUUCAUACUACCUAGUGUUGAAAGAUGUUUUGGACAGUCUCUAAACCCGCUAAUCGAAGUUAUGUUAAAGAAAUCAAUAAAACUCAGACAACCAACCGAAAAGUGUUCCUCAGAAUUCUGCUAGCGAUGAUCACGUUCCCUUCUACCAAUUUACCGUUACAAACACCCAAGAAUGCGCUCGUCUCCACACAACGCAGCAAAGUUACCGCCGGCCGUAAUAAUUCUUCUUCUUUCGAACAAACCCGUUUCCUCUCAUUUAAACUGUAACUGUCCCCAUCGGGCGGGAGCGAUAAACGCUUCCGAUUUGAUCUGAAUACCAACUAACUACGCACGCACUCGCGGCCGGCCACCAACAAAACCAGUUGCAGCCGCAGCUCGGUCGCAGCGCUUCAGAAUUCCCGGUAAUCCGCGCAUGUGUAUACGCUAAGCAAACCCAUUAAACCAGGAGAGUUACAACCUCGAACCCCCAUCAUAUAGAGGUAAUCCGUUGCAUUAAUUUUAUGACCUGUCGCGGGGCUAAACCCCGGAGCACGCGUGGCUAUUGAGUCUGAAGAUGCUACCUGGAUUACGAUGGACCCGAGAUGG
Molecule: messenger RNA, 2015 nt
Organism: Aedes albopictus (Asian tiger mosquito)
Lineage: Eukaryota; Metazoa; Arthropoda; Insecta; Diptera; Culicidae
Exons: 6
Coding region: 218-1474 (418 amino acids)
Biological process (GO): sensory perception of smell; detection of chemical stimulus involved in sensory perception of smell
Cellular component (GO): plasma membrane
Molecular function (GO): olfactory receptor activity; odorant binding
Source: RefSeq, a predicted model, not a curated record